Messenger RNA from Acanthocheilonema viteae, 1185 nucleotides. NCBI's taxonomy places the organism in Eukaryota, Metazoa, Nematoda, Chromadorea, Rhabditida, Onchocercidae. The record is from the annotation of a GenBank genome assembly.
AUGCGCUUGUUUAGACACAGCGACGAUUACAUUACCUUGCCGGAUCAGGAAGCACUUUUCUCGUUGCCAUCUGCGCUUUUCGGAUACAUCGAGAAAAAAUCUCUUACACCAUUUGGAUGGCGUUGGCGAAAGCGAACUGUUGUUUUGAAUCCUAGUGGGCAUUUAAUUAUCUAUAAAUAUUUUCUGGAGAAUAUCGGAGCUGGGAAACCUUUUGUGGGGCGAAUAAUUCAUUUGGAUGCAGUCGAGCAUGUCCAAGCUCGAAUGGAUAAGGACGUUUGUUAUAUUAAAAUUCAAGAUCAUACUCGAAAACGAACAGAAUUGCGAAUUAAAGGUACAAAAGCUCGUUUAUGGGCUGCGAAAGUAUUCAUGUACGAUGCUCCUUUUAAUGACUGCAAACAACGUUCAACGGCUGCAGAGAUAGAGUGGCCAAUUUUGCGCCCACUGAAAGUACAUGAUCCAAAGAUUUCCACAUCAAGUAUUCAUGAUACUGCUCAAGCAACCAAAAUAAAUCGUACGCCAAAAUUUUCUAAAGUCACCAUUACUUCUCUUUCAUCUGAGAGCUUCCCAGACUACACAGCAUCUGAUGCUUCACAUAAAACCACUCAAUUGUCGGCGCAAAUUUUAAAUGUGGAAGAAAUAAGAAAUUUUGGAGUGUUCACAGCUUGUGGAGCAGAUUCUGAAUCCAACAAUGUUGAAAAUAUUUCAGUGCAAAGUGCCAACAUGAUUUAUGGAAUAUCUACGUAUAAAAAAUUUGAAACAAAUGGUUUCUUAAAGCGCUCAAAAUCAGCAUCAGAAUUUACUAACAUCGCUGAAUUUUUCACUGCUAAGAGAGCAAAUAAGUCUGUAAGCUUGGACCAGUUGAAUGCAGUACUGAUACCGCGUCAAAAUCGUUUUCGGAAGCAUUUGAAAGACAUGAUUGAAAGCCGAUUUUAUGAUAGUUUAGCGAAGUGCACUUUAAAUUAUUCAGUUUCCAGUAUCCAAAAAUUACGCGCAUGUGCUGGCAAUCUUCGAAUGUCACAAAUUUAUAUUCCAUAUAAUCCAUUGCCCAUAACGAAUGAAAUGCGAGCGCAGCAUCGGCAACGUUCGGUACCGCUAUCACCGUUAUCAAUUGAUAGUAAUUAUAAAUUACGGAAAGAAUUAAAGCAUGAUGAUAAAAUGGAAAACGAUACUGUUUAUCACUUUUAA